This is a messenger RNA of Danio aesculapii, 2828 nucleotides long. Its product is annotated as transcription initiation factor TFIID subunit 4. Gene Ontology annotation, biological process: DNA-templated transcription; transcription initiation at RNA polymerase II promoter. Gene Ontology annotation, molecular function: DNA binding; protein heterodimerization activity; RNA polymerase II general transcription initiation factor activity. The coding region runs from base 92 to 2698 and encodes 868 amino acids. The transcript has 15 exons. NCBI's taxonomy places the organism in Eukaryota, Metazoa, Chordata, Actinopteri, Cypriniformes, Danionidae. Gene Ontology annotation, cellular component: transcription factor TFIID complex. The record is from RefSeq and is a predicted model, not a curated record.
AGUAACACGACUGCGCACUCGCGCUCGUGGACGCGCACCAGCAGACAGCCCAUCACACACACAGAGAGAGAGAGAGUGAGAGAGAGCGAACAUGGCGGGCGCCUCCGACCCUCUGGAAGACAUGCUCUUCUCCGAGGUGGACGAGAAAGCCGUGAGCGAUCUGGUGGGCUCCCUGGAGUCUCAGCUUGGGGGUCAGACCGAUCCGUCCGCCGGGCAGCCCGAAAACACUCGCCCGGGCAGCGGCAAGCAGCAGCAGGCAGGAGCAAGAGCGCAGCUGCCCGCUCAUGACUCUCCAUCACAACCACAACAACAAGCACAGCAGCAGCAGAACGCGCGCAAAGCAACGCGCAACCCGGAUCCAGACCCGAAAGAUGUCAGCCCGGAAAAACACGCGAAAGCUCCGGAGAAGGAGAGCGCGCUCAAAUCACAUGGCAGCAUCAUUAUCAUCACCGCGGCUGCAGCAUCCGACGCUCCUGCGCCGGGCAACAAAGGUGCGGACACCCGCAAGAAACACCCGACGCGCUCCCUGCGCUCAGCGGCACCACACAGUCUCAAUGGCAACGGCGCGGCAGCAUCAGCAUCCGUCUCCAGCACCACCUUCACUGUGUCCAGCAACCCGCAGGCGAUCGCGCUGGACCGUGGGACGCCCACCAUCGCCCUGCACCGACUCCCGCGUCACAUCAUAGCCAGCAUCGCGCAGAAGGGCAACGGCACGUCCGUGUCCGCGCUGGUCCAGCAGGGCGCGCGGGUCAACCACAGUAAAGACACCGCGGAGGCCAACGCGAAGCCCGCGCUGAGCUGCUCUCCGCCUCCGCCUGUCAAACCCGCGGUGGCUCCGGUCAUCAGACCCGCGCAGACGCAGAGGCUCGUGGCGCCGCAGCUGAUUGUCAGACCUCCGCCGCCACAGCAGCAGCAGCAGCAGACCACCAUCCAGCUGCCACCCGGGUUCACCAUCCCACCAGGGAUGGUUCUGGUGCGCACAGAGAUGGGUCAGCUGGUGAUGGUUCCUCAGCAGGCUCUGGCUCAAGCUCAGGCUCAGAACAGCAUCUCACCGCGGCCCUCCACACCCACCAGCGUGGCCACUUUCAGAGUCACAACCCCACAGUCUCCUGUUAGCGCUCCGGCUAUUCGUCCUGCUCCUGCAGCUCAAACGAAACUGGUCCAGUCCAGUUCCCCAAGUCCCGCGGCCCAGACCAGCACCACACCCGGACCCACUAAGGCCCCCGUGGCAGCCGCCGUGGCAGUGACAGCAGCUCCCCAACAGCUCCAGCCGGCCCUCGGCCCCCAGGGGCCCCUCACUCAGAUGCCACUGGCCCCGCAGAGUGCAGCCGCCGCGGCCCCCGGAGGUCCGAUCGUCUCCCAGGAGAUGCAGGAGAACGUCAAGAAGUGCAAGAACUUCUUAGCCACGCUGAUCAAGCUGGCAUCCCAUAAUUCCCCUUCACCAGAGACGUCGCGGAAUGUGAAGGCACUGGUGCAGGAUUUGCUGGAUGCAAAGAUCGACCCAGAGGAGUUCACCAGCCGCCUGCAGUCUGAGCUCAAGUCGUCUCCGCAGCCUUACCUGGUCCCGUUCCUGAAGAAGAGUCUACCAGCACUGCGUCUGUCUCUCCUGAAUAGCCAGCAGUCUCUCACUCAGCCUCCACAGCCCAAUAAGAGCAGUGUGACGCCGGUGCAGAGCAGUGUCAGUGUCCGUCCACACCAGCCCAACAGCACCACUGUCCUGCCACAGGGUAUGAAGAGGGCAGUGGGUCCUGGAGGGCAGAUCCGGAUGCCUGUGGUCAUUACACAGACAGUCAGAACCACAGGUACUUUAGGGAAGCCUGCGGCCCUCCAGACAGGCAGAUGCCCCGCGGGCGUCACCAUCCAGCUCUCAGCAAACCAGAAGAACAAGCUGAAUGACCCUGGAGGAGGAACAUUCAGAGAUGACGAUGAUAUUAAUGACGUGGCGUCAAUGGCUGGUGUGAAUCUGAAUGAGGAAAGCGCUCGCAUCCUCGCCACUAACUCUGACCUGGUGGGAACGCAGAUCCGAUCCUGUAAAGACGAGGCUUUUCUCCCCACAGGCCUGUUACACCGGCGGAUACUGGAGACAGCGAAGAGGUUUGGAGUGACGGACGUCCCGCUGGAGGCGGUGAGCUUUAUUUCUCACGCCACGCAGUCCAGAUUACGAACGGUGCUGGAGAAAGUUUCCUCCAUCGCGCAGCACAGAAUGGACUCGUGUAAGGAAGACGAGUGGUGUGAGCCGGCGUCUGAUGUGCGUGCGCAGCUGAAGUUCUUUGAGCAGUUGGAGCGGAUGGAGAAGCAGAGGAAAGACGAGCGCGAGCGGGAGAUUCUCCUCAGAGCAGCCAAGAGUCGCUCGCGGCAAGAAGAUCCAGAACAAGCCCGUCUGAAGCAGAAAGCAAAGGAGAUGCAGCAACAGGAACUCGCUCAAAUGAGACAACGAGACGCAAACCUGACAGCACUCGCCGCCAUCGGCCCUCGGAAGAAACGCAAAGUCGACUCUCCAGGAGCCACAACCACAGGCACUGAGGUGUUGGGCAGUUCAGCAGGUUCUCCAGCCGGCUCCUCGUCUUCAUCCAGCUCGUCGCGUCAGUUUCCCCGUCAGAGAAUCACGCGGGUGAACCUCAGGGACUUCAUCUUCUUCAUGGAGCAGGAGCGAGAGAGCAGCCGGUCCCUGCUUCUGUACCGCGCACUGCUCAAGUAGCAGAACACACUACAGACUCUCCUCCACGUGCCUUCAGCUCACACACACUCACCUGUCUGCUCAUUUCACACACACACACACACACACACAUGUUGGUAUCGGUGGUUUACGAGGACUCUUUAAUAAUUAU